Molecule: messenger RNA, 1866 nt
Organism: Penicillium taxi
Lineage: Eukaryota; Fungi; Ascomycota; Eurotiomycetes; Eurotiales; Aspergillaceae
Product: putative Patatin-like serine hydrolase
Exons: 3
Coding region: 1-1866 (621 amino acids)
Biological process (GO): arachidonate metabolic process
Cellular component (GO): membrane
Source: RefSeq, a predicted model, not a curated record
AUGGAUCAAGUAAACCUGCGUCGUAAAGAUACCACAAAGGGUCCUCCGCUGAGGAUCCUCUCCCUUGAUGGAGGCGGUGUCCGCGGCUAUUCCAUGCUCAUUAUACUACAGGAGUUGAUGUAUCGAACCUAUGUUGAAUGUGAAGGCAAACCACCACGUCGCGAUCAGAUUCCUAAACCAUGCGAUCAUUUCGACCUCAUUUGCGGCACCGGUACCGGCGGCUUGAUCGCCAUCAUGCUUGGGCGUCUUCGCCUCGAUCUCGAGACAUGCAAGGAAGUCUACGUUCGCAUGACCCGGAAAGUUUUCGAGACCGACAAAACCAUCGCUGGUAUUCCCUUCAGAUCGACUCUGUUCAAGGCCUCGAAGCUGGAGGAGGCCAUUCGGGAAUGCGUUCGCGAGCAUACGGUUUUCGAGGCGGAGGGGAAUGACUUGCCCAAUGCCAAGCCUCACUCCUCCGUCUCGAAUGCUCCCUACAGCCCGGUGUCUGCACCACAGCGGUCUGUCAGCCGUGGAAGUUUCAGUCAUUCGCCCGCGGCCAUGUCUCCGGGCCCGAUGAGCCAAAGAAACUCGCUUUUUCUUAACGGACUCCGCUGGGGUAAUCCAGAGGCCUCACUCUAUGACCAACGAGAUAAUCGGACCAAGACUGCUGUGACUGCGCUUUACAAAGGCACGCAAAAGAAUGGUCCAGCUAUUUUCUUGCGCUCUUAUGACUCUCGUCGAGAACCUCCACCUGAAUUUGACUGCACUAUCUGGCAAGCUGGUCGCGCGACUGCGGCUACUGGCCUUGCUUUCAAGCCAAUUCAGAUUGGACAGCAUGUUUUCAUCGACGAGGGUCCAGGUACGUACAAUCCGGCACCUCAAGUUCUUGAUGAAGCUGUGGUGAAUGAGUGGCCCGGCCGGGAGGUCGGUGUCUUUGUCAGUAUCGGCACUGGCCGUCGGCCUUCUGGCACCAAUGCCCAGCAGCACGAGUGGUGGGAAGGAUUCUUUGGAGAUUCACUGGGCACAUUCGCCGAGGCUCGGCGACGACUCAUUGCUAAGAUCGAGGGCUGCGAGGACAUCCACCUGCAAAUGCUGCGCGAUCAUCUUGCCAAGCGCAAUGUCAGCAAAGACAAUUACGUGCGCCUCAAUGUUGAGGUCGGUGUCGGCGAGUUCGGCAUGAACGAAUGGAACCGACUGGCGGAUAUCAGUACCAACACACGACGAUAUCUCUCCAAGCCCGAAGUCAAGAAGAUGAUUCUAGAUGCGGGCGUCAGGAUGGCCAAGAUCGACCGCAUGAACAAGCGUUUGGCCGAUCAUGCGGCAGCUGGCGGAGAGCGGGAUGAUCUAUCAUUUGACCUCGAGCAGGAAGAGCUUAUUGUGUCAGACCUCGACUCUUCCAAUCAGCCUCUAUCUCAACCUCGGCCGCAGUCUUUCUACUCCGUACCUCCGCCUUCCAAUGCAUUCGCCGUGGAACUCCCUGCCGAACCUGUGGAGUUUAGUCCUGAAGCUGGGGUUGUACCACCUGACUCGCUUCCCCUUCACCCAACACCUCAAGAAUCCAUAUCGCCGACACAUGUGGCGCCAACGCGACACUCCAGUGCCGAUAUCACUGGUUUCCGACCAGCUCAUGAGUUCAGGCCGACAUCUCAAUACUACGGCUCACCUCACCACAGCAGCGAUCAUAUCGCUCACAAUGGCAUCCCACCGCCAGUCCCUCCCAAGACACCUUUCUCCUACCCAGCGAACAAUAGUAACGUUUAUGUUCCAUCGCCAUUGUUCUCUCAACCUCAUAUUACCUUAAAUAACGGGAUGCGCCCUCCAUACCCAGAUGAUGAGCCACCGCCCGCUGUUAAUUGGCAACGAAAGCCUAGUUACAAUGUGCGGUGA